Messenger RNA from Lottia gigantea (owl limpet), 816 nucleotides. RefSeq lists its product as hypothetical. Bases 1 to 816 code for a protein of 271 amino acids. NCBI's taxonomy places the organism in Eukaryota, Metazoa, Mollusca, Gastropoda, Lottiidae. Gene Ontology annotation, molecular function: catalytic activity. The record is from RefSeq and is a predicted model, not a curated record. The transcript has 3 exons.
AUGCCGAUAUUGCGAGUCGGCCAGCUAGUACCAUGCAACCCAGGGUUGGUUGCAGUAGCAAUCAGUUCCAGAACCAAGGCUGGUGAAAUCAACCCCAAAGACGUCAUGGACGCAGUAUCCAAAGUAUGUGCCGACCACGUCACAAAUCAACAACCACCAACCAAAGAUACCAAACCAAAGAGGAAGAUAUCCAGCACGGAUGUUCCGAAGACCCACGUAGUGGGUCAAUCAGUGGAAACGCCAAGAAAAGGCGAUAUCCACGAGUGGCCAACCUCGUCAGUCGAGGAGCAUCUACAGAAGUUUAUACAGCUGAACAUCAAUGGUCUGAACGUACCUGAACGAAAGACCCAACUGGUACAGCUACUACAAAGGAAGCAGUAUGAUGCCGUUUUUCUCCAAGAGUCCAAGCUCGGUUCAAGGAAUAAAGACCCUAUCAUCAAUGGUUAUACUUUGAUCAGAUUAAACAGACCUAAUGCUCUCAACCAUCAAAGUGAUGGGGGUCUGGCCAUCUACAUCAAAAAUGGUAUAUCCCAUGGUGAGGUUCCUCUGAAAACCAUCUCUCCUCUGGAGGCACAGACGGUAUCCUUUACCGACAAGUCAAAGUUUUUUCUAUCGUUAAUAUUUAUCGACCCGAAGUCAAAGGCAAACCUCAACGAUUCAAUGAAUAUCAGUAUGUUUACGAUCAGUUGCCCGGGACCAACAAUAUUGUGCUUGGUGAUUUCAACGCCAAACACGUAUUGUGAGGCUCGCCAACAACUGACACUAAUGGUAGACAAGUUGCUGAGUUCAUUGAGGCCAAUGACCUGGUUAGCAUAA